CGUAUCUUGUUCCAAUUUAAUUAUUAUAUCUCUAGAUCACUUGGUAUUCUUGGCUUGAUGAAAAAAGAAAAUGAUUCCGUGGCAACAGAAUUUAUUCUUCUAGGCCUAUCAUCCUCCUGGGGACUUCAGCUAUUUCUCUUCUUAAUAUUUUUGUUGUUUUACAUGGCUACUGUCUUUGGAAACCUAUUGAUAGUGGUAACUGUGCAAGCUGAUGCUCAACUGCUCCAGUCUCCUAUGUACUAUUUUUUGGGCCAUCUUUCCUUCAUUGACCUAUGCCUGAGUUGUGUGACUGUGCCGAAGAUGUUGGGGGAUUUCCUACAGCAGGGCAAGACCAUCUCUUUUUCAGGAUGCCUGGCCCAGAUCUACUUCCUUCACUUCCUGGGAGCCAGUGAGAUGUUUUUGCUGACAGUCAUGGCCUAUGACAGGUAUGUUGCCAUAUGUAAUCCUUUGUACUACCUGACUGUAAUGAACCGCCAGCUCUGUUUUCAGUUGGUUUUUGCAUGCUGGUGUGGGGGUUUCAUCCAUUCUAUCACACAGAUCAUACUGGUCAUCCAGCUGCCUUUCUGUGGCCACAAUGAACUGGACAACUUCUAUUGUGAUGUCCCCCAGGUCAUCAAGCUGGCCUGCAUGGACACCUUUGUGGUAGAGGUGCUUAUGGUCUCCAACAGUGGUCUGCUGUCUCUCGUCUGCUUUUUGGUCUUGCUCUUCUCUUAUGCUGUUAUCCUGAUCCACCUGAGGACUCACUUCCGUGAGGGCCGGAGCAAGGCUCUCUCCACCUGUGCCUCCCACCUAACAGUGGUCAGCUUGAUCUUCAUGCCAUGUGUCUUCAUCUACUUGAGGCCUUUCUGUAGCUUUUCUGUGGAUAAGGUAUUCUCUGUAUUUUACACAGUGAUCACACCUAUGUUGAACCCCCUCAUUUACACACUCAGAAAUGCUGAUAUGAAGACAUCUAUGAAGAAGCUGAGAAAAAAGUAUGUGGCACCCCAUUGCCUUGUGAAAGGAUGAGAAGGAAGAGAAAACUUAGAAAAUAUACUCUUUCUUGGUUCAUUCUUUUUGUUUUUAAAGAUUUAUUUAUUUAUUUGAAAGUCAGAGUUACACAGAGAGAAGGAGAGGCAGAGACAGAGAAAGAGAAGUCUUCUAUCCCACUGGUUCACUCCCCAAUUGGCUGCAAUGGCCGGAGUUGUGCCUACCUGAAGCCGGGAGCCAGGAGCUUCUUCAGGGUCUCCAGCAUGGGUGCAGGGGCCCAAGGACUUGGGCCAUCUUGUACUGCUUUCCCAGGCCGUAGUAGAGGGCUGGAUUGGAAGUGGAGCAGCUGGGUCUUGAACCGGUGUCCAUAUGGGAUACUGGCACUGCAGGCAGUGGCUUUACCCGCUACGCCACAGCGCUGGCCCCUCUUGGUUCACUCUUAACUCUUCCUACACAUGAGUAUAUGGAUGAAAAUCAUUUGGAUGAUUUUGGUGCAAAAGAGAAGACUGCAUAAAAGUUGUAUCACUCUUGAUUAUAGCUGCAAGGCAGACAGGUGGCUCUUGGGUGUUGAGUUUUGAGCAGGGAACUCAAGGGAACUCAUGGCCCACAACUGAUAACAGGAAUACACUGAGAACUAAAGGUAGAGGACACUUUGAGAAAUUAGCUCGUCUGACUUUGCAAGUAGUCUUGCUUUAUUUCAGUUCGUUUCAUUUUAAACAGAAGAUGCUACAUAUCCUUCUGUGCC
Molecule: messenger RNA, 1711 nt
Organism: Oryctolagus cuniculus (rabbit)
Lineage: Eukaryota; Metazoa; Chordata; Mammalia; Lagomorpha; Leporidae
Gene: OR4Q3
Product: olfactory receptor family 4 subfamily Q member 3
Biological process (GO): G protein-coupled receptor signaling pathway
Cellular component (GO): membrane
Molecular function (GO): olfactory receptor activity; G protein-coupled receptor activity
Source: RefSeq, a predicted model, not a curated record